CGAGUCCACAAGCAGAUCUUCAUAAGUUUUGGGGAUGCCUUCCUGGGUGCACGCCACCCAACUACGAAACCUACCGCAGAGAAGACCUUUUAUUACUCGCCCGCGAUAUGUCCUAGCGGAUUCACCAUCGGCUGUUCGUGAUUUAGAAUUGAACAAGGGCCCCGCGAAGAGCCUACUGAGACGGUCAUGCUUUGUGCUAUGAGUGAUUUCUCCUGCACCGAGGAGAAAUAUUACGAGGUGACAGAUACAGACUUGUCGGUUUCGUAAAUUAUGAAAGAAAUCCGCUGGGCUGAAAGCGACCUUUCUAUCCUGGAGACUCGCCCAGUGACGCCUAGCUUGGUUCUUGCUAGGAAAACAUCCGUAAACAGGCUUGACAGGACGCGGACUCGGACUCGGACUGCAUCAUCGUCUAGCAGACUAGGGGCUACCACAUCAGCGACGCCAGUCAGUAAUCACGAUGGACUAUCUACCGGCGUAAAGGCUGGAGUUGGUGUUAGUGUAGGAGGCUUGCUUAGUCUAUUGUUUGCAGGGCUGGCAUUCUUUAUGAUCUUACGAUACAGGGAAAAGCGCAGAAAUAGACAAGAUGGCAAUGACCCUACAGUAACGCAGCAGCCUCUAUUAGGACAGCCUCCCACGCAGCAAUAUACUCAAGCUUUAGGGCCAGGACAGCAAGGGCAGACAGUUCAAGGAUCUGCCCAGCCUCUACCUACUACACCAGGAGGGACGGUAGGCAAUGAAUCGAUCAAUGCCCAUAAUGACGGCCCAACCUCAGGAGCAGGUUCACAACCGAUGCACACACCGCAUUCCGCAGUACCCAGCGGCCAACCAGUGCCAACAGCCUCGGGCAGCUCUUCCAACACAUUACCUAAUAUACAUAAUGCAGCUGCUGUGCCUUCUACAAUUUCCGAAACCCCAAGACGUAAGGAGGCUGUAUGGUUCAUAGGGACGAGGCUUUCACAGCUACAGCGAGAGGCAAUGCACCUAGUAACAGGUGAAGCAAAGCUCAAAUGAUGAAGGGUGCAACGGGUGGGGUUGGCAGGGCCUGGCGAUGAAGAGCAGCAAAUACCCAUGAUAAUACAACAGGUUCAAUCGACGAAGCUAUAAGUCGGUGCCCAGGUA
Hypoxylon fragiforme is the source of this 1119-nucleotide messenger RNA. RefSeq lists its product as uncharacterized. Lineage: Eukaryota; Fungi; Ascomycota; Sordariomycetes; Xylariales; Hypoxylaceae. The coding region runs from base 271 to 1011 and encodes 246 amino acids. The transcript has 2 exons. The record is from RefSeq and is a predicted model, not a curated record.